Messenger RNA from Folsomia candida, 2482 nucleotides. Its product is annotated as UBA-like domain-containing protein 2. Gene Ontology annotation, molecular function: protein binding. The transcript has 4 exons. Bases 230 to 712 code for a protein of 160 amino acids. The record is from RefSeq and is a predicted model, not a curated record. NCBI's taxonomy places the organism in Eukaryota, Metazoa, Arthropoda, Collembola, Entomobryomorpha, Isotomidae.
UGCAGUCAGUUCUGUUGUCACGACGGUACAAGGACGACUUGGACGAAGGUCACCACCACUCAUUCAGCACGAUCCCCAUUAAUAAUACCAACACCAAAAAGUAAACAAAAAACGAAACAGUAUACCUUAAAAUAGGACCCGAGACAAUCACCGACUCGACAAAAAGGAGGGUGAAAUAGUUGAUGACUAAGUUUUUCUAAAAUUUUAAAGAUUUCGUAAAAAAAGAGAAAUGGAUACGUUACGGGAACAAGUCAUGAUUAAUCAAUUCGUUUUGGUGGCUGGAAUAAGUGGUGACCAAGCGCGGAACUUGUUACAAGCGGCGCAUUGGCAUUUUGAGACGGCUCUGAGUCUCUUUUUCCAAGAAGCUGCUGUAGCUCCCCCUCCUUCUACACAACCGUAUCAUAUUACAGGACAACAUCCACACCUACUUCAUGGACAUUAUGGACAGGUACAUCAUAACAAUACACCCGCCACACCCCCAAAUUUUCCCGAUGCUCUACUAGCAUUCUCAAAAUUGUCUGCGAGUGAUAACACGUCAAAUAUAACUAGUUGUUCUCCUGGAGCAUAUUCUAAUAGUACAUCCCCCUUAAGUCACCAGCAUCAAGGGUCAUCCGCUACGGUGAUUGGGCCAUCUAAUGCUAAUGGCAGCAAUGCGUCAAACAAUGGUUUCAAUACUUUACAACAACCUUACGUGAGCGAUGCUUCAAGAUAAUUAAGAAAUUUCAAAAAUGUCUCUUAUUACGGUCAAUAUGGUCUGAUGCAUACUGCACACUCAAUCAAAAUGGAAUGGUACACUAUUUAUCGAACACUAUUGAAGAAUUCUGAAAAUUCUUCUCAUUUAAAUUAUGUUAUGACCGUGUCACAUUGAAUCUAGACAUGUAUCACUUGACUAAUUGACUAUUGUACGACGAAAUGAAAGAUGAAAAUCACCAACUGAUUUGAUAAUUUAAUAGUUCUAGUAUGAUUGCAGCAUUUACAUAUUUCCCUAUAUAAUGACUUAAUUUUAUUUAACAAUUCCUGAUUUGCUCAUGUAACUUAAUAUAAUAUUGAAAAAAUUUAUUUAACUUGUACAAAAGCUCGCAUUGUUUCCGAGAGUCAGAGAGUAUAUAUACUAGAAUUAAUACAAUAUUAAUAUGUAAGAAGUGGGAGAAUGACUCACUUUUGUUGCAUUAGUUUCCCAAGGGGUCAUCGUUUUCAACGUAUGUUCUUCUCCAGGUAGGAGAGGACACUUUUUUAGUGAUGACUUAUCGCUAUUACGUAUAUUAAUACUAAAAACAAACACCACUGUACCCUGUAGUUCUAACAAGUAGUAAUAGUACGGUACUUUUUUGACGUACCAUAGAUGAGGGAAGAUUCGGAAAUUACGUAACGCAAAGUGAUCCUCACCGUAACUGCUACAUACAUAUUAUAGGACUCAAUUUUGCGUUGCGUAAUUUCCAAACCUUCCCUUCGACAAGCUCCAUGAAAAACAAACUGAGCUAAACAAUCUUUAAAUCUCUUAACAAAAUAUUUACAAAAUGUAAUUGACAAAUUAUUUACUGUAUUCGCUCGCUCUGCAUUUAUUUUUAGAUAAAAGUAUUGGAAAUUGGGGUAGAAAACUCGCACUUAUGCCAAACAUUUAUAAUUGUAGUUUACAAUCUAUAAAUAGCAGUUAAUUUAUCAAGUCACUCAACGAAAGUACAUUAUAUGUAAUACUUAUUAUAGCUUCAAAAAUAUUUAAAUAUAGCUCUGUCGUAGUAAAAAAAACUCUGCAACCUGUAAACGUAACAACCCAUCCAGAAUUGUAUCAAUCAUUAAUUAAUCCCUAGUUAAAUACAAAUGGUUGGUUCUUUUAGUCAUUAUUGCAACUAGAACGGUGUGAUCAAGUAUGUGUAAUAAGUGAAAGUAACGAACUUGUUUAAAUCAAUGUAUUAAUGUCAUCCAUGAAUUAUUAUAACAAUUUCAAAUGUCCAGUAUUUUUCUGCACUUUCAUCAACUUUCAAUGCAAAUAUCGAGUUUAUUGGAAUUACCUUGCGUACAUAUAUCUAAAUGGUAACUCUUUUACUGACUUCUUCUUGUAUUGCGUUGUUCCGUGUACUUCCACUUUUAACAAAAUAUUAACACAAACAAAUUAUAUAGUGCAACUUACUUAUAUAACAGUCGUUUAUGUGUAGAUUACGUGUAUGUAGAACUCAUCCAGCCAAAUAUUAAGCGUCAAUUUUUGAUGUAGUCAUUCGUAGUGAAAAAAAUAUUGAGUGCAAAUUUCUAGCAGUUUGUUCUUUUUUCUACUUUUCCAGUCUUGCUCUGGUUUACUUAUGCUUUCUUUUAUAACAAAAAAAAGACGUUGUUUUACGUACAAGAACUGCCAAAUACUUUGUAACUUGUUAUAAAUGAAUGAAUUAUAUUGCUGUCUUGUAUUGUUUCAUUGAUCCGGACACGUUUUUUGUAACGUUAGGAUGAUUUUUUGACUGAGUUAAAUAAAACGAUAAAGUAUAUACGUCAA